Diaporthe amygdali is the source of this 2748-nucleotide messenger RNA. RefSeq lists its product as uncharacterized. The record is from RefSeq and is a predicted model, not a curated record. Lineage: Eukaryota; Fungi; Ascomycota; Sordariomycetes; Diaporthales; Diaporthaceae. The transcript has 6 exons. The coding region runs from base 1 to 2748 and encodes 915 amino acids.
AUGCCACGGAUCUUCAUAACGUCUGCACAGCCUAAAAGCCUAGUGGUCUACUGCAACCUCGACACAUACUAUCUGAAGAUGCAACUCACAGAUUGGACCCAGUCAUGGUCCAAAACGCAGACGUGCUCGCCACACGAGGCCAUUUCUCUGAACAAAUUGCGAUCAAACGAAAGCAAUAGUGGUGUACCAGCUCAAAAGGUGAUCAAGUCAUCAUCCUGGCGGCCAAUGUACCUGACUCCGGCCUCUCUCGCCUUGUUUUCGACUGUCUUCUUGGCCUGCCUCGCCAGCGUACAAACGGUGUUUGCGAUAUCCAACCGUAACAGAGGCCUUUCUGGAGAGAACGACGUUCUGCAUCGUGUCCUAUGGUCGUAUGGUCCAGUUGCGAUCCUGACCCUUGUCUCCUCAUUCUGGGCCCGACUGGAGACCCAGGCCAAAACGACAUCAUCUUGGUUGAGUAUGGCUCGGGGCAACACCAGAGCUUGUCAAUCGCUUCUUCUUGACUACACAUCACAACUUCAGCCAAUAUCGGUAAUUUCAGCGCUCAGAUACAAGGAUUAUACAGUAGCAGCCGCUACAAUAGCCUCGCUACUUCUCAAGAUCUUGCUCGUCCUUGCAACUUCACUUAUUACGCUAUCACCAGCAACUGUAGUGAAGCAACAUAAUAUCUCCUUGAAUCUGAAGAGCGAAUUUGUCGACAAUUCCAAUGGCAUCCUAGCAAAUGGGUCUUUAGCAUCUGUAUAUUUUGCUUCGAUGAUGAACUUCAACACGACCUUGCCGCAAGGAGUCUCUGAUACAUACGCCUAUCAGCUUGUCGAAUCAGAUCUACUCGACACCCCAUCGACUCUUAACACUACAGUGGAUGGCUUCCUCGGAGAGAUUGAUUGUGAGCCAGCUAAUCUGUAUCCGAACGGUCUGGCAUUGAAUAUAUCUAAGAGCACCUUCCUCUGGGGAUACGAUCACAACGAUUCCAUUCCGAUCACGGCUGGCUCAUGUAGCUUUCAAGUCUAUCCUAACAGAGUUUUGUCCGGCUUGGACGGGGAAAUCGAGGAUGGCGACUACAUUGUUGGUCUUCAGAGCGGUGUGUGCAAUGACUCUGAUUCCAAAGACAACCAUAGGCUUGCCAUCAUUGUCGCAAGUUUGGCAAUGUCGGGAGAAGACAUCAUCACAUUCGCGAGAUCAAACUGCUUGAUAUGCACCCCAACAUAUCGGAUCUUGCCGCUAGAUCUCAGCGCGCAGGGGCCAGACAGACUUCUUCGUCCUUCAUCGGGGCGCGAUUCCCGACUUCUCAGGAACGUCCAUCCAUGGGAUAUUCUAAAUACCCACGCCAAUGCGGUCCCUCCAGACCAAACGCUUCACAACAGUUCAGCGAAAAUCUCGAAUCAGACCGUGUGGUUUGACGAACAUGGAUAUCUUGCGUAUCAAUUCGCCAACAAGUCUGGCAACCCUCCCACAUUAAACGACGGCAGCUUCGAAGUCCUCGCCGAGGAGAGUCUCCUACCAAACGACGAUCUGGAAAUGUGGCCCCCCGAACAGUCUGUUUUUAAGCCUUUCAGUCUAAAGUUAUCACGCGAUCAAGGACUCGGCAACGUGCCUCUUAACAGAGAGAUCAUCAGCUACUUCUGGUCCGCAUUUCCUGCGCUCAUUCUGGCCAGCAAUCUAUCCUACUCGUCUUUCACGUACGAGGAUCUGAUUCUACCAGCUUUGGAGGUUAACAAAACCUUCCUAUCCGCCCACCCGAACACUUCCGCCAUUGAGUUUAACACUACUCUUCUCGCUGCACGCCCGUCCUUUACACAAUGCCGGGUUUUCAAUUCUUCUCAAAUUCAUGUCAAUUUCACAUCGUGGCGUGAUAUUGGAGUCAGGGUAAACAUUGACUCAGAAGAAUGUCUAUGGUAUGGGCGCGAUGUCUCGAGCAAUUUGAAUAUUCCGCUACCUCUUGCAGGCGAUUCUCUUGAGGAUGAGGCUGACAUUGAUUCUCUGUUUGAUGAAUAUGAACAUCCUGAGUACCUUCCGUUGUCUGCUGAGGCUUAUUUCGCGGUUGGCGGAGGAACCCGGGGAAGUGGUAUACAAGCCAGAGGAUGCAGCCAGAGACUUUGGGUCUGGGGCCAGUGGUCAACUUCAACGAUACAGGAGGUUGAUUCUCCUCAGGCAAUCUCCGUUUCAGCACUGGCUUGCAAUGAGUCCAUGGAGACCGUUGAGGUGGAAGCAUUGUUAUUUGGUCCGGAUCUGAGCAUUAAACCGAGUCGGCCCCCCAUCCCGCAUCAGUCAGCCACAAGCAGUGUGGACAUGCGCUGGUUUAUCAAUGAGGGAGUGGAUUACAAUUUAGGGCACUACCCCGAUUACGAUCUUUAUAACGGCCUUCCAUACCUGUCCACGAACACGACAGAUAUGUUGUUCGACCCGUUUUUCACAUUACUUACCACAUCACGUUAUGCGGUUCCACUGGAUAUGCUUGGCAACCAGUCCCACGCUUCGACUGUGGCGGAGGCGAUCAAAUUUCAUCACAGAAUCAUUGCUGCUCAGCGCACUGCGGCAAGCCUCGAACGCAUUCCAAGCGGCAACAUAAGCAUGCAUAAUUGGGGAUAUGAAAUAGUUCCGGGUACCAACGAAACCUCGUACCAUGCUACCAGCUCAAUACCCUUAGACCGCUACCGGGUUGUCCAGAACGAGUUCUCAACUCGGGUUCUUCAAGGUCUGCUCAUCGGGAUUCUUAUCUGCUCCCUGCACUUCUUGUUGACGGUAAUCUAA